Molecule: messenger RNA, 1315 nt
Organism: Magnolia sinica
Lineage: Eukaryota; Viridiplantae; Streptophyta; Magnoliopsida; Magnoliales; Magnoliaceae
Product: probable arabinose 5-phosphate isomerase
Exons: 3
Coding region: 66-1157 (363 amino acids)
Biological process (GO): carbohydrate derivative metabolic process; carbohydrate metabolic process
Molecular function (GO): isomerase activity; carbohydrate derivative binding
Source: RefSeq, a predicted model, not a curated record
AUCUUUCUCCGUCGGUCUCUGUCGGUCUAAACAGAAGGAAAAAAAAAAGAGUGAAAAGGAAGAAAAUGGGUUCCCUCCCUCCGUCCUCCGACCCUUCUCCCACCUCUCCCAAGCUCCCUUCAGACACCAAUACACCGCGUCUGACCGAAACGACCCCGUCCAACGCCCCUACGCCGCACCUCACCUUGGUAAACCCGUCAGAUCUACUGACUCUCUUCCAAUCCCAACAGAAAUAUCUCAACUUCUUCUUCCAGAAUCUCGACCUCUCCCAAACCCUAGCUUUCACACAGAAGCUUCUCAACUCCUGCGGGACACUCUACUUCUCCGGCGUCGGUAAGUCGGGUUUCGUCGCCCGCAAGAUCUCUCAAACCCUAGUUUCCCUCGGCAUCCGCUCCGCAUUCCUCUCCCCUGUCGACGCUCUCCACGGCGACAUUGGCGUCCUCUCCUCCGACGACGUCGUCGUCCUUUUCAGCAAGUCGGGAAACACCGACGAACUUCUACGGCUGGUGCCGUGCGCGCGGGCUAAGGGCGCAUUCCUCAUCUCGGUCACGUCCGGUAAGGGCUGCCUGCUGGAGAAGGUCUGCGACAUGAACGUGCAUUUGCCGUUGGAGCGGGAAUUGUGCCCGUUUGACCUCGCGCCGGUCACGUCCACUGCGAUUCAGAUGGUGUUUGGGGACACGGUGGCAAUUGCGAUGAUGGAAGCCAGGAACCUCACCAAGGAGGAGUAUGCGGCCAAUCACCCCGCCGGGAGGAUCGGGAAGAGCUUGAUUUUUAAGGUGAAGGAUGUUAUGAAGAAGCAAGAGGAGCUUCCUGUUUGUAAGGAAGGAGAUCUGAUAAUGGAUCAGCUUGUUGAGCUAACAAGCAAAGGAUGUGGCUGUCUUUUGGUCAUCGAUGAUGAGUAUCAUCUAGUCGGGACGUUCACAGAUGGUGACUUGCGGCGCACACUCAAGGCCAGUGGAGAAGGAAUCUUCAAACUGACUGUGGGCGAGAUGUGCAACAGGAAACCAAGAACUAUUGGACCAGACGCCAUGGCAGUGGAAGCCAUGCAUAAGAUGGAGUCACCACCAUCACCAGUGCAAUUCCUCCCAGUUGUCAACAACAAAAAUGUAGUGAUUGGGAUCAUCACCUUGCACGGACUGGUUUCAGCAGGCUUGUAGACGGUAUCGCUGCCUACUCUGUAUUCUUUUGUACUUCCAUUCUUUAUAUUUAUUGUAAUUCUAGAUCGUCUAAUGAAGUGUUUGGAUCCUUUUCCUUUUUGUUCGGUUGUGAACCUGAUCACCCUAUGAGGAAUAAAGGUUCAUAUUCAUCUCGGUUA